This is a messenger RNA of Theobroma cacao (cacao), 2118 nucleotides long. RefSeq lists its product as uncharacterized. Gene Ontology annotation, biological process: protein phosphorylation. The record is from RefSeq and is a predicted model, not a curated record. Gene Ontology annotation, molecular function: protein serine/threonine kinase activity; ATP binding. Lineage: Eukaryota; Viridiplantae; Streptophyta; Magnoliopsida; Malvales; Malvaceae.
CAUUUUUAGGGUUUAAGAGAACCGCCAAGGCCGAAGCGGUUACCGGCCAACGAUCGUUCUUCUUUUUCUCUUCUCGUUCUCUCUCCAAGUGUAAAAGCUAUAUCGGCCACGAAAAAAGAAAAAAAAAAAAAAGCGGGAUGUCUAAAGUAGAGGAGAAACCAGAAGACGCACCAAACGAAGCUGCGGAAUAUGAAGAAGAGGAAGAAGAUCUUUCGUGGUCAUCCGACUCUGAAAUCGGCGAGGCAUUGGACUAUUUGGACUCCAAGGACGACGACGAGUCCGUCGACGGUGCUUUCUCGCUCAAUUCGAGGCGGCCCAACGCUCACGGUGGGCUGCACUCGCGGCCCAACUCAUCCGCUCUUCAGCCUCUCUCCAACCGUAACCAGAAGUUCUCUAAUCAUAUUCGAGCUUCCCCUUUAGAGGAGUGGGAAGGGAGGUUAAAUGUUGGAAUGUCGAAUUCCGUUACAACUGCAAUUCGUGAAAGUGUUCGAGAAAUGGCCAUUGGUAAAAUUAAAACUACUGAGAAAGCCGAUCGUGCUACUGUUGAGCAGGCUAUUGAUCCGAGAACUCGAAUGGUUCUGUUUAAAAUGCUGAACCGAGGCGUGUUUCAUGAUAUCAAUGGCUGCAUAUCAACUGGCAAAGAGGCAAAUGUAUAUCAUGCAACAAAAUCUGAUGGUCGGGAACUAGCAAUCAAAGUUUACAAGACUUCUGUUUUGGUUUUCAAGGAUCGAGAUCGAUAUGUACAAGGUGAUUAUCGAUUCAGAUAUGGAUAUUGUAAGCACAAUCCUAGAAAAAUGGUGAAGACGUGGGCUGAGAAAGAAAUGAGGAAUCUUAUGAGGCUCAAGGCUGCAGGAAUUAGGUGCCCGACUCCAUUUCUUUUGAGACUUCAUGUUCUGGUCAUGGAAUUCAUAGGAAAAGCUGGUUGGGCUGCACCUCGUCUUAAAGAUGCUUCAUUAUCUUUAGACAAGUUACGUGAAUGUUAUGUAGAGAUGAUACUUGCAAUGCGGACAUUAUAUCAAAAGUGCAAACUAGUGCAUGGCGAUCUCAGUGAAUAUAACAUACUUUACUUUGAGGGUCACUUGUACAUAAUUGAUGUCUCUCAAGCAGUUGAUCUUGACCAUCCACAUGCCCUGGAUUUCUUACGUGAAGAUUGUGUUCAUGUUUCUGAUUUCUUUAAGAAACAUGGUGUAGCUGUCAUGACAAUACGAGAAUUAUUUGAUUUCAUAGUGGAUCCAACUAUUACAGAUGACUCUGUGGAUAGUUAUUUGGAGGAGGUUCAGCAAAAGAUUUUGGCAAGAGGAGAUAUGUCUGUGGAGGAUGAAAUUGCGGACUCUGUGUUUGUGCAGUCAUAUAUUCCAAAGGCACUGGAUCAUGUCAAGAAUGCUGAGGAAGAUGUAAUACGAAUAACAAGUGGCAAGGACACUGCAGACUUAUAUUAUAAGACUAUUACAGGACUAAAGGAGGCUCUCCCAAAAGUUCAUUCUUCACCAGCGGAGCAGCAGCAGCAGGAUGCUAACACAAGACCUUUAGAAAGGUCCUCCAUUGAUCCAGCUGGCGGUUCUAAUUAUCAGGAGAGUGAGUCUGAAGCUGAGUCUGCAUCUGAUUCUGAAACAGGUGGGGAUGAAGAGAACUUGAGUGGCUCAGAAGAGGAGGGUCCCUCACCUGACAAUGUGGCGCAGGCUCCUGUUGAUAAGAGAGCAGCUAGAAAAGAGAAUAAAAAGAAAGUCAAAGAGGAGAAGAGGGAGGCUCGAAAGACCAAAGUGCCAAAAGCUGUAAAGAAAAGAAAGAAGAAAUUGGCCAAAGCACACAAGACCAGGUAGUCUUCCCGAAAGCUUAAACUUGGGCGAAGCUAAGGACAAAGUAAUUGCGGAAGGCACACUAUGGAAGCCAUUACAUAGCAGGCAUUAAUGUGAGACAAAUUUUGCAGCGGCACUACUUUUAAUUUCUAUUACAUUACAUUAAUAUAAUAAGUAAUAGGAUAGGGAAAAAUGCUGACAUCUGAGCAAAGUGCUCCUGUAUUUAUUUUGUUUACCAGGCUCUGCAUGGUUUCUAUCAGGUGACUCGUUAUCUGUAACUGAUCAUAGAAUUUUGAAAGUAAAAAUCUUUAUUUUUCACGAA